AUGGGGCAGGCAAGCACUCGGAUGGAUUUUGAAUGGUCAUACACUGAAGAGCCCCAUGCGUCGCGAAGAAAGGAAAUUCUCAGCAAAUAUCCCGAGAUCAAAGAACUGAUGGGGCCAGACCCUCAACUCAAAUGGAAAGUCACUUUCCUCGUAUUAUUCCAAAUCGUCACGCUGUUUUGGGUCCGUGAAUUCAGCUGGCCAACCUUAUUGAUUUGUGCCUACCUGGUCGGAGGCGUGAUAAACCACGCGCUAAAUUUGGCCAUUCAUGAAAUUUCCCACAAUCUGGCGUUUGGACACUCGCAUCCAAUGUUGAACCGUGCACUCGGAAUGUUUGCCAACCUACCAAUUGGUGUGCCCGUGUCAAUAUCUUUUAAGAAGUAUCAUAUACUUCAUCAUCGGUAUCAAGGCGAUAGGGAGCUCGAUGUUGAUGUCCCAACUGAAUUCGAAGGAAGGUGGUUCGCAACAACCGGAAUGAAGUUUCUUUGGCUCAUUCUACAGCCAGCGUUUUACAGUAUCAGACCCUUGUUGCUCUUGCCCCUUCCAGUCACUGGUCUUGAGCUUAUCAACAUUUUGGUACAGGUUGUGUUCGACGGCCUCGUUCUCUAUCUGUUUGGCUGGAAAGCUCUCCUGUACUUGUUCAGUGGAACACUGUUAGCAAUGGGAGUCCAUCCAGUGGCUGGACACUUUAUUUCAGAGCACUUCGUAUUCGAUGAAAAAUUUGAAACCUACUCGUAUUACGGAAUUCUCAACUUGCUUACGUUGAAUGUUGGCUACCAUGUGGAACAUCAUGAUUUUCCCUACAUCAAAACUACCUCUGGUAUGUUGCUACUAGUAACUCGGGUGCGCUUCUUUGUUGUUGGUCUGUUCGCCGAGCUUGGUAGUUGGAUUGCAAAGGUUUUGUCACCAAUUGGGAUGACAUUAUCACUGAGAAAGAUUGCAUCAGAGUACUAUGAAAACUUACCGCAUCACACGUCUUGGGUUAAGGUGCUCUACGAUUUUGUGAUGCGGCCGGACAUUGGACCAUUUGCGAGAGUCUGUCGUCGGAGGCGAACUAAUUUAGCUAAUGAUGAUUCGUACGAAGAAUAA
Opisthorchis viverrini is the source of this 1086-nucleotide messenger RNA. RefSeq lists its product as hypothetical. The record is from RefSeq and is a predicted model, not a curated record. NCBI's taxonomy places the organism in Eukaryota, Metazoa, Platyhelminthes, Trematoda, Opisthorchiida, Opisthorchiidae. Gene Ontology annotation, cellular component: membrane. The transcript has 6 exons. Gene Ontology annotation, molecular function: sphingolipid delta-4 desaturase activity. Gene Ontology annotation, biological process: ceramide biosynthetic process. Bases 1 to 1086 code for a protein of 361 amino acids.